Messenger RNA from Microdochium trichocladiopsis, 1655 nucleotides. RefSeq names its product glycosyl hydrolase family 61-domain-containing protein. Bases 342 to 1349 code for a protein of 335 amino acids. NCBI's taxonomy places the organism in Eukaryota, Fungi, Ascomycota, Sordariomycetes, Xylariales, Microdochiaceae. The record is from RefSeq and is a predicted model, not a curated record. The transcript has a single exon.
GUGCCGCCAGCGAUGGCAGUUCCCGGGCUGGCCAUGGAUGAACAGAGGGGACCCUAUGCAAUGGUCCUGUGCAAUGGUUCUGAUAUAAAGCCAACGACACUCGCCCACGAUGGCUUCUCACUUUUGACUGUUCCAGCACGCUUCAAUCGCCAAGCAGGGCAUCACUCUCUCUUUUCACCACUCACUUUCUUUCAUCCUUCACUGCGUGAACUACCAACAUUCUUUUCCACCACCCACGAGGAACCAGCUUCUUCCACAUUCUCGACAGAUUCAGUCCCAGUGACUUCACAUUCAGCCAAUCACUCACUAGUCUUCCAACCAUCGCAUCCUUCUUUCCAAAGAUGUCCAUCAAGUCCGCCAUUGCCCUUGCGGCCGCCUUCAGCGCCAACGCCGUCCUCGGCCACGGCCUCGUCAGUGGAACCGUGACCGACGGCACCUACAACCAGGGCUAUAUUCUCAACUACUUCUACCAGAAGCAGAGCACGGGCAGCUUCCCAAAGGUGUCGGGUUGGUACGCCGAGAACCUUGACAACGGCUUCGUCGACGGCACGGGCUACACCAGCCCCGACAUCAUCUGCCACAAGAACGCGGCUCCUGGACAGGCCGUCGCCACCGUCGCGGCGGGCGGCAAGAUCGAGUUCCAGUGGACCGCGUGGCCGGCGUCGCACUUCGGCCCCAUCUUCACCUAUGCCGCCUCUUGCGGCGGCGACUGCACCAAGGUCGACAAGACGACGCUCAAGUGGUUCAAGAUCGACGAGGUCGGCUUCGACGUUGCCACGCAGAAGUGGAAGGUCGACGACAUGAUUGCCAACAACAACACGUGGGUGACGACGGUCCCCUCGGCCCUCAAGGCCGGCGACUACGUAUUCCGCCACGAGAUCAUUGCCAUGCACGCCGCGCAGCAGGACAACGGCGCCCAGAACUACCCGCAGUGCGUCAACGUCAAGGUCACCGGGUCCGGCACCGAGCUGCCCCAGGGCGUCGCGGGCACUGCCCUGUACACCGCCAACCACCCGGGCAUCAAGUUCAACCCCUACACUCAGAUCUCGUCGUACCAGAUUCCCGGCCCGGCGAUGCCCGCUGUCUUUGCCAAGGGUGGUAGCGGUACUAGCCCGGCUCCCAGCCCGAGCCCGACCACGACUCCUGUUGCUCCCCCGGCAGCUUCGUCGACCACCGCUCCUUCCGCCCCAUCUGCCACGCCGACUUGCACUUCCGUGCCCAAACCCUCAAACCCUGGCACCGAGCUGCCCGAGACUUUCACUCUCGAGACGUUCAUCUCGUGGCUGCAGAAUGUGGCCGGCAAGAAGACCAACAGCCACCGCAGUCACCCUCGCGAGAUGAAGCUCUAAGAGGGUGUAUGCUCCAACAUCCGGCUGAGAUGCUGCGAUACUUGUGGCUUCACACCGACUGUCCAUAGUAGUAGAUCUCGUCACUUUGGCUGCGAUCUCGCCCCUUCUUCUUCUCCUCCUCCCCUUUUGUCCCCCAGUUCUAUAAAUGUGUCGGCACUGUAUAUUGAUGACAUUUACCCUUCUUUCUCCUGUUCCUCGCCUGGACGGCGGGAAGCUUCUUCUUCUUCUUCCUAUAUAGAGCCCUGGUGAGAUAGCCAUGUGCUUAUGUACAAAUUCAUAACAUGCCACAUUGAACACGAUGAAUCU